Molecule: messenger RNA, 3240 nt
Organism: Alternaria conjuncta
Lineage: Eukaryota; Fungi; Ascomycota; Dothideomycetes; Pleosporales; Pleosporaceae
Exons: 5
Coding region: 1-3240 (1079 amino acids)
Source: RefSeq, a predicted model, not a curated record
AUGAAUUUCUGGGAGCAGAUGCUUCUAGUGUUUGGCCUCCUCUACGGCGUACUGUCCAAUGUCACUGUCGCCCACGACAUCUGUGACAUUCUGUUCCGCGGUGUCUUACACAUCAAUUUCUUCGAGCUGCAGCUGCACAAGCAUCCCUCCGAAGAUAGUAUCGCCGAGCUGCGAAUGGCUCUACUUUGCGCUGCAUUCACCUUCAUCUACUUUCUCUUCCUUGCUCCUCGCCACCCCGGCAUGAACCGUCGAUUCGAUCUCACGUUUGGCACCUCUAUCGUCCUCAAGGCAAUACACUCGCUGGAAUCGAAGAUGAUCUAUUGCUUCAAUAAGAUAGACAUAGGUCUAAAGUCGCUCGAGAGCAACGUCACCAAAGAGAAGAAAUUCAGUAAACGCCUCUCGAAGAAAGCAGAUCUUUCGGACGCCAGGAAGCUAGCCUCCAAUGUGCCGCGAAAGCAUCUCCAUGUCAUCACCCGGAACUCGUUUAGUCGACGCCUACGCAAGGUCGAGAACCGCCUGGAUCAAGAACAACUAGAACAGGUCCAGCUCGCGUUCAAGAACAACAAGCUCACGCCAUCGGUUACUGCACUGGAUAACGUGAUCACAUCUCUCUUCACUGACCUCGCCGCACCCUCCACGCACAUCACACAUCACGCCAACAACAUCGACAAGCUGAAACAUGUUCAUUCUUCUGUUAGACGAGCCAGUAAAAAGAAAGACACCCGGAUCGGUGCACUUGAGGACGAGAACAACGACAUGUUUGAAGAGCUUCGCCACAAGGAUGCGGAGCUCGACACGGCUUUAACCAACGCAGCUGACUUGACCGAUGACUGUCAACGAUCGAAGGUGCGACUGCAGAAGGUGACCGCCAACAAGUUGAAAAUCGAGGAGUCACUACGCCGAUGUAAGAUUGAGCUGCGACGGGCUGAUAUCAACCACGCCAACAGUUCCGGAAGAGUGGCGAGACUCGAGGACCAGAUCCAGCUUAUGCGUCAGUCCACACAAGAGGCGAACGAGCGAGCCGACGCUGUCGAGGAAGAGCUUCAGGAUGUCAAAGGUCAGAUGAGUGAUCUGGAACGCGAGUGUGCAGACCUUGAGACUGCGCGCCAUCAACUUCAGACGAAGCUGAAUACAGCCAAAGAGCAGUUGAACGGUGAAGAUGGUCUCGAGAAGAAGACUCACGAUCUGGAUGCUGCCCACGAGCUCGUUCGCCAGCUCAAAGAUGACAUCUCGGCUCUCAAAGAGCAACACGCAGAUGUCGUCUCCAACAGGGAGAAGGACCUGAGAGAACUCAAACAGCUAAACAGGGACGCUAUUUCUCGUAAGAGCAAGGAGAUGCAGGAGCAUCGCAGGAAGUAUCAAGUCGCUCUCUCAACCAAAGAGAAGAAGGAUGAAGGCUUGCGCAACGAUCUCGCUGCUACAAUCAACGCCAAAGAUGCGGAGCUCGAAAGAUUACGCGCCGAACAUGUUGUCGCCAUCACCGCUAAAGACGGGCAGCUCGAAGCCAAACACCAGUCUGAAGCUGCGAUCAUCACUCGCCAUGGAAUCGAAACGCAAAAGCUUCGUGAAGAGGUCGAUUCGGUUCAGCUGCAAAAGGACGAAAAAGUCAAAGAGCUCGACGCUUUGGUAUCUAGCCAUGAUGACGCAAUGCGGAAGCUUCGUGAAGAGCUCAUUUUGGUCACUCAGCAAAAGGAGGACGAAGCCAAUAAGCUAAAAGACUUAAGCAUCGAGCACACGGCCGCCAUGGCCCUCAAAGACCAAGAGCUCGACACCAUUGCGUCUCGCCAUGAAACCCAAAUGCAGGAGCUGCGCAGAGAGCUCGAUCUGGCUAGGGAGCAAAAGGCCGAUGAAUCUAAGAAGCUGCAACACUCACGCGCCGAGCAUGCUACCGCGAUCAAUCUCAAGGAGGCAGAGCUGCAGGAAGCACACUACGAACUCGCCAUCGCCAUCUCUGGCAAGGAAUCAGAGAUCGGCACACUUCACACAAAACACGCCGCUGCCAUCUCUGGCAAGGAAUCAGAGAUUGGCUCACUCCACACCGAGCACGCCGCUGCCAUCUCUCGCAAGGACGCAGAGCUGAAGCAAGCACGCGACGACCACGCCAUCGCCAUCUCUGGCAAGGAAUCAGAGAUUGGCUCACUCCACACCCAACACACCGCUGUCAUAGCCCGCAAAGAUGAGGAGCUUGAAGCACUGCGUAAAGACCUCGACAUGGCCAAGCUCAACAAGCAACCAUCCUCAACCGAUGGUCUGAAAGUCCUUGUCGAUUCACAGCAAGAGACAAUCCUUUCCAUGACAAAUGAGUGGAAUGCAGUCUACGGCAUCAUCGAAAACGUCAACAUGUGCCUGCCAUCCGUCCUGAAGAGGUUGGGCAAGCCUUUGAACGAUCGCCUUCCAGAGAUAAGGGCCAGAAUGCGACGCGACUCUGAAUUCAGGCCUGCGGAGCACCUGGGUGACCUUGAGACUGCGAUGAAGAUACGUCGUGGACGGUAUGAGCUGGAAGGAACGUUCGAUCACCAGUGGGAGUUCUUGAAGAAGUUUGUUCCUGCACUUGUGGAGGCUCAUCCCGACGUCAAAGAGCUGGCUAAGGCCAUUGAUGACACUUUUGACCGGCUUGAAGAGCAGGUGGUCCAACCCACCAAGGCGCCUACAAUCGCGCCCGCCCCAGCGAAGGCGACCCCAGAGAAGCCCCCGAAAGAUACAUGUGCCUGCAAGUAUCGUUUCUUGGUGACGGAUAGCCAGGAUGCCUGCCGCGACCAUCUCGACGGGUGCGAUGACUUCGCGAAAUGGACCCCCGAGAAGAAGAAAAGUCUUCUGGGUAAGCUCGGUUUGACUGGCUACCAGCAGCCGAAGCAGACAAAGCCGAAGGCAGAGUCGAUUACGUGCUGGCACUGCGAGCGUGAAUUCGACAAAGCACACGGGCAAUGGUUUCACGGCUCUCAUCUCAAGGUCUGCAAAAGGGGCGCUCCCAGCAUGCACGAUGUUCCCGGCUCGAGCACACCGGGACCGAAGACUCCCGUCACCACACCUUCCAGACGCGCCCCCGUGAUCGAGCACGGCUGGCAGAAUGCCGGGUCAGCGAAGAAGGACGAGACGUCAGUCUUCGUUUCUAGUGGCAUGGGAUACAGUCCUUGGCCCGUGGAAGGGAGCAAGGACAUUGAGUGGAAAGAAAGAGAUGGAGACUAUACCAAUCAGUGCGACACCACUAAACUGGGUGUCGUCAUUGAUGGCGAGGUAUAG